ACCGCUACUGAAGGAUCUGGCCCUGGGGGGGGCUGCUCCCGAAUUGCGUCGGCGGCGCGGCGAGCCCAAAAUGGGGAGAAGGAGGAGAAGGAAGAGGAGGAGGAGGAGGACGAGGAGGGGGAGGAGGUGGAGCUGAGGCUCGAAGCUCUUUGGGAUGCCAGCCUGGGGAUGCGCUCCGGGGGCCGCGCCCCGCCGAGAGCGAACCGGCCAGCGCACGGCUCGCACCGAUGGGUCGCCGGAGAGCGGAAAUUACGACCUGGAAAACAUCGGGCAUGCCUCGGCGGUGGACAAACUGCAGGAUCCCUGAAGGACACAAAGAAAUCCUCCAUCGCGUCGUUGUCAAAAAAUGCUACAUGAUGUCGACACGGUGAACGUGUCACACGUGGCAUCUCUCGGCAAUGCUCAACGAGCUCGCGCAGAGAGCCAUGGCCCACAUCGAUAAGGCCAAAAGCUUAACGGCGCAUGAAAUGCGGAAGAACAGCUGGGCUUACACCGUCUGUCGCAGGCGAGAGCGUGCAACUGUACCCGCUCGACGUAUCGCGCGAAACGAACCGCCCUGCAGCCCCUCGUGCCUGGCCGCCGAUAGGGGCGCGUUGCCCCGGCGCGUCUUCCCGACCCAAACGCGCAACAGACAGCACCCGACAAUGCCCGCGCCGCGCCGACUUGCUCGACGCGGGCAAGAUAGCAUCGGUCUCUGUAAACUUGUGACAAGCAUAACGUGCACCAACCACCAGUGUCGACCAUCAACUAGCGCUGCGAACAACCAUUUCAGACAGUGCAGGAUACGGCAUUUCAGGAAG
Messenger RNA from Prorocentrum cordatum, 800 nucleotides. The record is from the annotation of a GenBank genome assembly. Lineage: Eukaryota; Dinophyceae; Prorocentrales; Prorocentraceae.